AUCCUGCAGAGAAGCCACUCAGAGACUCAGCUCCCUUCAGCUGCACAAUCAUCUGAAACAGCAGACACAUAGCAAGCACUAAAGGGCUGUUUGCCUUUGGAAUCCUCCUCAGCAGAGACAAGUGAAACAAAGCAAUUGAGCCUUCUGCAUUUUAAACCAGAUCCUUUCAGGUUCAUGUGCCAUUUCCCUAGAGGUAGGUGAGCAAGGUGCAAGCGGGGGGAAAAAAGUCGACCAUCUAACUCCGAUGGCGAAGGAAGAUUCCCCAUCCCCGCGAACUUAAAUGUGAGGGUGAGAGGAACUGCAAAUAUCUUCUGGUCCUGCGGCUGCGUGCCACUUUCACUAGUUUGGGGUGCAGGAAGAAACGUGGCUUGACGGAGGCCAACAGCACCUUGCAGAGAGAAGCCUGCAGCAUGUCAUGGGCUGGUGUGUGCAUUUCUAGGAAAGCAGAGCACACGUGUACAUGUUAGCAAACGAAGAGCCACAUCAUCUCCAGAAUUCCCUUCCCUCCUCCCCUUCCUCUUCUUGCUUUACAGUAACCCAGAAGACUUCUCAAUCUUUUCUAGCCUGGGAUUAUAGUCGCAAGAGCUGCCGGCAUGAAGCUUUUCCUGAUUAUUCUGCCUUCUCUUUUCCAAGCUGUUACAAAGUCUCUUCUGGUUCAUUCCGGGCUGGACAGCUAUGCCUGCCCUUUGGGACAGUUCCCCUGUGGCAACCUGUCUGUCUGUUUACCCCAGCUCCUGCACUGCAAUGGAGAGAAGGACUGCGACAACGGUGCCGACGAAGAGAACUGCGUGGAUAAUAGCGGGUGGCUGCAGAUCUUGGAUGACAUGCAGCAAACCAAGGGCAACAGAGCCACUAAGGAAGAGGAGACCCCAGUCUGUGUGCUUGACCGGUUCCCAGAGGAAUGCCAGUGCCAGGGAAGGACGAUAGAUUGCACCGGCCAGAACUUGCACACCGUCCCCUGGGUCUCCUCCAACGUGACGAAGCUGGUUCUGAAUAUUAAUAAAAUCCACUCACUGUGGGACAACCAGUUUAUCAUGUACAGAAGUCUGGAGAAGCUCCUCUUGCAGCACAACGAAAUCCAGUCAAUACUGCCCCAUGCUUUUGCUGGACUUUCCAAGCUUAAAAUGCUGUUCCUGAGUCACAAUAACAUCACUGAGCUGACGCCAAGAAUCUUCCAGGAUCUGCAUCAUCUUGAAUGGCUAAUGCUGGAUAACAACAGAAUUGCCAAGAUCCUCCCAGCGACUUUUGUGGGGUUGAAAUCUCUGUACUUUCUGUACAUGCUGAACAACUCCCUGAGUAGCAUGCCCAACACCUCCGUAUGUGCAGAGAUGCCGAAGCUCAGCUGGCUGGAGCUGGAAGGAAACCAGAUCCACGCUCUGAAGAGCUCAGUGUUCCAGGAAUGCAGCACCUUCACUGUGCUGAUUCUGCGCAGAAACAAGAUCAAAUGGAUCCAGGAAGGGGCGUUUUCCAACCUGAACAGACUGGUGGAGCUUGACCUGUCUUACAAUAGACUGGAGGAACUUCCACCAUCUUUAUUCAGUAACCUGCAUGACCUCCAGCAGCUGAAUAUUUCCUACAACCCCCUGAAGCAGAUCUUUGCCGACCAAUUUGACAGCCUGCCCCACCUGCGCUCUCUGAGUAUUGAAGGUCUGGAGCUCCCCAAUAUCCAGACUCGCAUGUUCCAGAAACUCACCAAUCUGUCUCACAUCUACUUUAAGAAGUUCCAGUAUUGCAGCUACUCUCCGCACGUGCGCAGCUGCAAGCCCAACACCGACGGCAUCUCCUCCUUCGAGAACCUCCUGGCCAAUAUCAUCCUCAGGGUCUUUGUCUGGGUCAUCGCGUGCAUCACCUGCUUUGGGAACCUCUUUGUCAUCUGCAUGAGGUCCUUCAUCGUCACAGAGAACAGCCAGCACACCAUGGCCAUCAAAUCGCUCUGCUGUGCAGACUGUCUGAUGGGAAUCUAUCUCUUCUUCAUUGGAGCCUUUGAUCUCAAGUUCUCCGGCGAGUACAACAAGCAUGCCCAGGUGUGGAUGGCAAGCAUCCAGUGCCAGCUGGUGGGCAGCCUGGCCAUGCUGUCCUCGGAGGUGUCCGUCCUGCUGCUGACGUACAUGACCCUGGAGAAGUACCUCUGCAUCGUCUUCCCAUUCAGCCAUCAUGGGGCGGGCAAGAAGCGGACCCUCUCCAUGCUGGUCGUCAUCUGGCUGUUGGGCUUUUCUCUCACCCUCGUCCCCUUCUGGUGCAAGGAGACCUUUGGGGACUACUAUGGGAGGAAUGGGGUGUGUUUCCCACUCCAGUCCGACGAGACCGAGCGACCAGGAGCCAGGGGCUACUCCACCGGGAUAUUUCUGGGUCUGAACCUCAUUGCCUUCAUCACCAUUGUGUUCGCCUACACCAGCAUGUUCUACUCCAUCCACACCACGGCCACCAAGACGGCCGAGCGCAGCGUCUUCUCCAGGGAAGUGGCCAUCGCGAAGAGAUUCUUCUUCAUCGUUUUCACUGACGCCCUCUGCUGGAUCCCCAUCUUCCUCCUGAAGCUUCUCUCCCUGCUGCAGAUGGAAAUACCAGGCACCGUGACGUCAUGGGUGGUCAUUUUCAUCCUGCCCAUCAAUAGUGCCUUGAACCCCAUCCUGUACACCAUCACCACCACCCCCUUCCAGGAGAAGCUCAAGCUGUGUUUGCAGAAGAAGCAGCUGCAGCAGUCGUCACUUCAGGACCUAGAAGAGUCCAGAAAGAGCUUUUCCCUGCUAUCCACACACACCAGCAGCACCUGACAGUCCCCAGCGGCUUAGCCUUGGGAGUGGUGACAGGCCUCACUGCUUCAUGCAUGCAGCUAUGAAGGACCAUGUCUCUGUCCUCCCCAGGUGCCUCCCCUGGCUGGUUCAUUGCCCACCCCAAUGACAGCCAUCUUGAGGGCAGAUGAUGCCAAAGGGGAGCUGCCACCACUUGCCAAGUGCUAGUCAUUAUCUCAGCCAGCUCUCGACCAUGGAGGGAAUACCACUCCCAGCUGCAGCAACAGUGCCUAGUGUUGUAUAGGAGGCUACAGAAGAAAUGGUCACAGAUAGCUGAUGGGGCCUGAACUCUGCUUGUCUGCCCCACGGUUGAAAGCACUGGAAUGCUGCCUGCCCCAUGCAUUCUCAUUGCUGCGUGUCAGCGCUUCGGGUUUAGCUGAUGCUGGUUCAGCACAAGGAUUAACCAGCUGCUGUGGAAUGGAUGUUGUAUUUCAUCCUAACCCUCUGUCGCAUGGUCCCUGUAGCUCCCUGCCCCUUCGCCCUGGAGUCAAACUGCAGGGGCAGCUGCUGCAGCAGCCUCUGGAACAGCCGCCCUCACUGCAGAGCCCCAGAGAGGUGUUUUCUGCAUUGCUGGAAGCAAGUCUGGGUCCAGAGGAAGGAAGGUGGGAGGAGAAGUCUUCAGUGCUUUGAUUUGGGGCCAGAAGCAGCUAGAGCAGACGCCAGCGCGAUCCUGGCGAGAGUUGUGGGCCACUGGUUCUGCCAUGUGGAGUGAUGAACUAUUCAGGCUGCCCUCAGCCCUUGGGGAAGCCUUGGCUGUGGGACCCAGGCAGCCGCUGCUAGUGUGGGUGAAAUGCUGCAGAAGGAAAGGGAGGCGGUGCUGUCCCCUGACACUUUCUACACCACCCUGACCGCUGUGUUCAGAGCAGGUGUCCCCAUUCAGGGCCUGCUCCCCCAGCCACCACGUUCAGCAAGGACUCACAGCCGCGCCCUGUUCUCCAGCCGUACCUGGGCUCGUGCCUUUAGAAAAUGAAUCCUCGCAACUGAGGCACCAACUCCCCUGGGCUAAUGCAGCCUGUGCCCAAAACCAUUCCUAGGAAACUGCUGCAGCAAUAAAAUAGCAGCACCGGGGCAGUUGGUAAUGGUUGGUGUUCCUUCCCUAGCCACUGCUCCUCUCGGAUUUACUCCUGGGAAGGAGGCAAGCGUUGCCCUUCUCCAGGGGGGGCUGGGCUCUGCCUUGGCAAUAGCAGUUCUGUCUCCCUGCCAUACGCUGCGUGGGCUGGCUAGCCCCACCCCAAUUCCCGGUGAGAUGAACCUGGCUGGGCGUACCACCCCGCGCCCCACUGGUGGCCUGGAGACAGAGGAGUUUGUUUCAGCCCACCCAGGGCUGGAGCUACUGACGUUCCCUGUUUGGUUCUGGAAGGAUCCCAGCACUGGAGCGGCAGGUUCUUGGCCUGGGGGCACGGCUCACUCUGUGGUGGAGCAGGGAGAGGGAACAGAGUAAGGGAUUGAAAGUACCAGCUCUCAGCCCACUGGGGUUCUCUUUGAGCACAGCCUCAGGACCACAGCAUGCUGCACAUUGUGACCAUUGCCUGGAGUCCCAAGGGAGCCACCUCCAUGCGUGUUACCCCCGUGCUUUGUGACCUGCCCAGAACAGCGAGUGGGAGAGACAGGUUGCUCUAAUUAUGCCUGUUGGAUGCCACAGCUCCUUUGGGAGGGGCUAGCAUCAGGUUGUAGCCAAGGCACUUGUAGCUGCAGGGUAGGAGCCCUGGGCAGGUGACCAGGUCGAUACCAAGUGCCUGUAGCAGGGAGGAGGAAAGAAAAGGGGGUCGGGGAGAGUGCAUCAGAAAUGCUGCUGAAUGACACUGAGAUUAUUCUGGAGAGCUACGGUCGUACACAUCUUGUGCUAAGCGAUGGGGUCAGCUGGUAACACUGCAAGGCUCCAGGCAGGCUAAAAACCCAGAGAGUACCACUCUGUGAGCUCGAUGAGACACUGCAUUACUGCCAAGAACAGUGGGGCUUUGAGAGAGUGAGAGUAACACAUGGAGGCCUUAAAUUGACAGGCAGAGUCACACCUUGAGGCAUGGAUAUGACCAUUUAAUGCACUGCUUGCCCCUCUCCCCCCGACUCCUUUCAGCCCCCCUGUGAGGCCAGCAGUUCAGAUAACACCAGCCUCGUUCCUGGGAACGUACCAGCAGCCUCGGCACACAAGGAAUUUCCAUUGCUUGGCAAACACACUGCCCACUCCAUCAGUCCACCCUGGGGUCCUUGCUGUCUCAAUUGAUGCUGAUCAGAGCCUGAUGCUGAGCCAGGCAGGGACUCUGGAGGAAGGACAGCCCAGCCCCUGCCAGCAGGUCAGAGGAAUAGAAAGGAGGCCCUGCCAUUUAUUCUGGGGCCAGAGGGAAAGUCAAUGGGGGAAAUCAGAUUGUUUGGGAGCAAUGGGAAGGGCCCUCUGGUGGGUGUGAAGCUGACUUGUGUGAGACCCAUGCAACUGCCCUGCAAUUGCAGGAAUAAUAAUAAUAAGAAGAAUAGCCCUUACCCAUUUCUUUUUGCCUUCCACAUGCUUUACAAAACACUAAUGAAUUACGCACUCGGCCUCAUUCUGUCAUGACAGGAGGCUUCACACCCCAGCUUUACUACCCUGGAACCUAUGUCAACCUAGUGCUGGGUGAGAAGGAAGCACAGACCGCAGCAGUCAGGGUACAUCAAGGUUUCAUCAUCAGCCAGCGGGUGCCAUUAGUACUUUAUUAUUACACAGAGGAGGAACCGCAGCCCCCUUUGGAGUCAGACAAUCUGCAGCGGCUGCAUCUGAUACAAAAAAGAAGUCCCUUAAAUACAAAACACACGUCGCUCUGGUGUUCAUCGCCCAGCACCAAGCUCUUACCGCCUGAGUUAUAUAUUAAUAUUCCAACUGUACAGUAUUUAUAGAUAG
Trachemys scripta elegans is the source of this 5658-nucleotide messenger RNA. RefSeq names its product relaxin receptor 1-like. Gene Ontology annotation, molecular function: protein binding; G protein-coupled receptor activity. Bases 594 to 2771 code for a protein of 725 amino acids. NCBI's taxonomy places the organism in Eukaryota, Metazoa, Chordata, Testudines, Emydidae. Gene Ontology annotation, biological process: G protein-coupled receptor signaling pathway. The transcript has 18 exons. The record is from RefSeq and is a predicted model, not a curated record. Gene Ontology annotation, cellular component: membrane.